Molecule: messenger RNA, 1452 nt
Organism: Rosa chinensis
Lineage: Eukaryota; Viridiplantae; Streptophyta; Magnoliopsida; Rosales; Rosaceae
Exons: 5
Coding region: 333-1319 (328 amino acids)
Source: RefSeq, a predicted model, not a curated record
UAAAAAAAUUUAAUUGAAAUCAGAUGAACUAAGUAGAGCCUCGUAAAUUGUAAUUACCUUCUGUGUUAUCGGAUUUGGGCGCCAUUGUUGGCGGGAAAAAGCUUCUGAAACCUUCGGCUUUCGCUUUGAAAAUGGGAGGAGGAGCAGAGACCUGCUCUUGCUUUAUAUAGGCAGCUUCCUACUACGACGACGUCGUUUCGCUAGUUCUGGGUGCCUUUGUAAUUAGACGAAUUUACCCUCGUAUGAGAACUUAAUUUACAAAAACAACCAAUCCUCUAUUUUAGUGUAGAGAGGAAGCCACGCCAUGCCGUUUUUCCAUUCCCCAGAAACAGAUGGCCACCGUUACUACGACAUCUCAGCUUCUGCUCUGCACCAACCGCGCCAUUUUCGCAACCCGAACCCGAUUCCGCAAACCCGACCCUGUAGCAUUGGAAGCCCAAAAAUGGUCUUCACAGUCACUCAGGGUCUCAAAGUUGAAGCCACUAGUUGUGUGCCACGCGGCGCGUCGGAAACCCACCACCGCUAUCCAACCGGAGACUGAAAAUGAAAAUUCCCGGCGACUGUUUCAGACUAGUCUCUGGGUCGCUGAAGCAGUCUACAUUCUGUGGCUGUUUCUUCUUCCUUACGCUCCUGGAGACCCAGUGUGGGCUAUAAGUUCAGAUACAGUGAAUUCUCUUCUGGGCCUCUCUCUGAACUUCUUCUUUGUCUUGCCUCUUUUCAACUCUGUAGGUAUUAAUUUUAUUGAUGCCCCAGUUCUUCACCCGAUGUCUGAAGGGCUAUUCAACUUUGUGAUUGGGUGGACAUUCAUGUUUGCUCCUCUGCUUUUCACUGAUGGGAAGAGGGACAGAUACAAAGGGUCUCUUGAUGUCUUAUGGGGCUUUCAGAUGUUCCUUACAAAUACAGCAUUUUUGAUACCUUACAUGGCUAUUCGGCUGAAUGCACCUGAAUCAGACUGCACUCCCAGCAAGCGCUCACAGCUUGGGGAUGUGAUGACCAACGGUGCUCCCAUUGUCGGACUUGUUGGUGGAGGGAUAUGUCUGAUAUCUGCAUUAUGGGCACUUUAUGGCCGAAUGGACAGCAAUUUCGGUGGCAUUUCUGAGCGAUGGGAGUUCUUGAUCAAUUAUCUAGGAUCCGAGAGGCUAGCUUAUGCAUUCAUUUGGGAUAUAGUUCUCUAUAGCGUCUUUCAGCCUUGGUUGAUAGGCGAUAAUCUUCAAAAUGUUAAGAGCAAUAAGAUUGGUAUUGUAAAUUACCUUAGAUUUGUGCCAGUGAUUGGCUUAGUUGCUUACCUUCUUUGUUUGAACCUUGAUGAGGAACUGUAAAUGUAUCUUGUAGUUAUGAUGCAGCUCAAUGAUAUCGCAGUGGAUACGAUUGCUUCUUAAAUUUUUAUAUAUUUCAAGAAUCAAAGAGCAACAUCAGGCUUCAGAAUCGCCAAGAUAUUGUUCUGCAAGAUAA